Messenger RNA from Eublepharis macularius, 8139 nucleotides. RefSeq names its product BTB domain containing 7 (gene BTBD7). Gene Ontology annotation, biological process: morphogenesis of a branching epithelium. The record is from RefSeq and is a predicted model, not a curated record. The transcript has 11 exons. Gene Ontology annotation, molecular function: protein binding. NCBI's taxonomy places the organism in Eukaryota, Metazoa, Chordata, Lepidosauria, Squamata, Eublepharidae. Bases 252 to 3620 code for a protein of 1122 amino acids.
UCAAAAUGGCGGCCGCGAGAGCGGCCGGAGCAGACCGAGGAGGGGGUGGUAGCGGCGGCCGGGGGAGCCGCUGAUUCGGGCCGGCGCUGAGAGCCCAGCCGGGAGCUAUGGAGGCUCGGGGCGGCGGCGGCUGAAAGGGAGCGCGAAAUGGAGAUGAAGAACCAGCUUGAACAGUGUCUGAAGUUUUAUAAUGGAGUAUGGGACUGUGCGCUGAUGAGCCAGCAAGUGGAAUGCCUGAGUGACUGAAGAAAAUGGGUGCUAAUGCGUCGAACUACCCUCAUUCGUGUUCCCCAAGGGUAGGGGGAAAUUCUCAGGCACAGCAGACAUUCAUAGGAACAUCAUCCUAUUCUCAUCAAGGUUAUGGCUGUGAAUCCAAACUGUACAGCCUUGACCAUGGCCAGGAAAAACCUCAAGACAAGAAAAAGAAAAGCUCUGGCCUUGCCACCCUCAAAAAGAAGUUUAUUAAGCGCCGGAAGUCUAGCCGGUCUGCUGAUCAUGCCAAGCAGAUGCGUGAGCUCCUCUCAGGCUGGGAUGUUAGAGAUGUCAAUGCGUUAGUGGAAGAGUAUGAAGGAACGUCAGCCUUAAAAGAGCUUUCUUUACAAGCAAGUUUGGCAAGACCAGAAGCCAGAACGUUACAGAAAGACAUGGCUGAGUUAUAUGAGUUUAAAUAUUGUACGGAUGUAGAUCUGAUAUUUCAAGAGACCUGUUUCCCUGUGCAUCGUGCUAUUUUGGCUGCAAGAUGCCCAUUUUUUAAGACCCUGCUUUCGUCUUCACCGGAAUAUGGUGCAGAGAUUAUAAUGGAUAUCAACACCGCUGGCAUAGACUUGCCCAUGUUUUCUGCUUUGUUACACUACCUGUACACAGGAGAGUUUGGCAUGGAGGAUUCACGAUUUCAAAAUGUUGACAUCCUCAUGCAGCUUAGUGAGGAAUUCGGAACACCAAAUUCUUUAGAUGUUGACAUGCGAGGGCUUUUGGACUACAUGUGUUACUAUGAUGUGGUUCUCACCUUUUCAUCUGACUCUGAACUGGUGGAAGUUUAUGGUGGAAGCCAAAGCUGCUUAGACGAGGAGCUCAGAGCCCACAAAGCUAUAAUUUCAUCACGAUCCCCCUUUUUCCGGCAUCUGCUGCAGCGCAGGAUACGGACUGGUGAAGAAAUCACUGAUCGAACACUAAGGACUCCAACUAGGAUUAUCCUGGAUGAAUCGAUCAUACCAAAAAAAUAUGUGAGAGUAAUUUUGAACUGUAUGUAUACUGACUUGGUGGACCUCUCUAUUUUGCACAGUAGUCCUUCAGUGGGGAGUCUGAGUGAAGUUCAGGCUCUUGUAGCAGGAAAGCCAAACAUGACGAAGGCUGAAGAAGCUAUGGAGCUUUACCACAUAGCACUCUUCUUGGAGUUUAACAUGCUUGCGCAAGGUUGUGAGGAUAUUAUUGCUGAGAGCAUCUCUCUAGACACCUUAGUUGCCAUUCUUAAGUGGAGUUCUCAGCCGUACGGCUCCAAGUGGGUACACCGCCAAGGACUCCAUUUCCUCUGUGAGGAGUUUACCCAGGUCAUGACUUCAGACGUCUUUUAUGAACUCUGCAAAGAUCACCUGCAAACAGCUAUCCAGUCUGACUACUUACAGGCAAGCGAACAAGAUGUCCUGAAGUACCUUGUUAAAUGGGGAGAGCAUCAGUUGAUGAAAAGAAUAGCAGACCGAGAGCCUAACUUGCUGAGCGGCACAGCUCACAGUGUGAACAAGCGAGGCGUCAAGAGGCGGGACCUCGAUAUAGAAGAGCUCAAAGAGAUUCUGUCCCCUCUUCUGCCCUUUGUCCGCAUUGAACAUAUUUUGCCCAUGAACAGUGAAGUGCUGACUGAUUCGAUGAAAAGAGGCCUCAUUAGUACUCCUCCUUCGGAUAUGUUGCCAACAGCAGAGGGUGGAAAGUCCAACGCAUGGCUGCGACAAAAGAGUGCGGGAAUUUAUGUGAGGCCGCGGCUGUUCUCACCUUAUGUGGAGGAAGCCAAGUCGGUUCUAGAUGAGAUGAUGGUGGAACAGACAGACCUGGUUCGUUUACGGAUGGUUAGAAUGUCCAAUGUACCGGAUACCCUCUACAUGGUAAACAAUGCAGUUCCGCAGUGCUGUCACAUGAUAAGUCACCAGCAAAUAAGCAGUAACCAAUCCAGUCCUCCUUCAGUUGUAGCCAAUGAAAUCCCAGUUCCUCGUCUCUCAGUUGUUAAAGACAUGGUCAAACGACUGCAGGAACUCCGCCAUAUGGAGCAGGUGCAGAGGGCUUACGCUCUUAACUGUGGAGAAGGUGCCACUGUCAGUUACGAGAUUCAAAUCCGUGUAUUGAGAGAAUUUGGGCUUUCUGAUUCUGCUGCUGAACUCUUGCAGAAUCCUCACAAGUUCUUUCCCGAGGAGCAUUUUGGCGAUGAAAGCCCACUGUUGAACCUGAGGCAGUCGGGGCGAUGCCGUGUGAACAGCACGCCUGCUGCAGAAACCCUGUUUACAGAACUCGACUCCUUUGUGGCCUUCCAUCCGCCACUGCCCCCUCCCCCCCCACCUUACCAUCCACCAGCUACUCCAAUUCACAACCAGUUCAAAGUGGGGUGGAAGCAAAGGGCACAGAGCCAGCAGCAUCCCUCAAGGUCCUUUUCAUACCCCUGCAACCAUUCCUUGUUCCACUCCAGGACAGCACCCAAAGUUGCCCCACCCAUCUACUUGUCUGGGGUCAAAGCUACGCCUCCCGAUUGCACUAACACAACAGGACUGGGAAGACAGACUGUGGCUGCAGCAGCAGCUGUCAUGGUGGCUGAAAAGCAAGUGGGUACGCAACCUGUGCUCAAUGAGCUGAUGCCAGAUAUUGCAAUGGGUGUGUCGACAAUGUCUCUUAAGGACAGGAGGCUGCCUGAGCUCACUGUUGACACAGAACUAAGCCAGCCUGUUUUGGAGAUCGGACCAGGACCACCCCAGCACAUUUCAUGCAUUCAGACAAGGCACAUGCACAGUUCCCGGAAGAAACACUCGGUUGAGCAAAAGCUGGAUACGAGAGACAAUCCACAGGAAUAUCCUGAUUUCUACGAUUUCUCCAAUGCCGCAUGCAAACCUUCUACUCCAGCGGCUGGCAGGCAUACACCUUCACCUUCCCAAGGCAUCUAUUUUGGCCCAGAUUUGUAUAGCCACAGUAAAGCAUCACCUAGUGGCUUAAAACCCACUCACCUGUCUAAUCAUCUCUCCCCUAAAAAACUAGAGGACCCAAGGAGAGAGUACUCGCUUUCUCAAGAUGGACAUCCACACAGACAAAAGAAUGAACCGAUACACCUAGAUGUCUUAGAGCAGCCACCCCAGCGGUUGGAUUUGGCAUUGGCUGCCCAAGAGAACACUGGGAAUGGCCCAGUUCACACAAGAGGACGAUCAAAAAUGGAAACAGACUUGACUUACGGGCUGACUGCUAGCCGGCCUUCUCUGCCUACGUACAGUUUAGAGACCCACGAAGAGCAAUCCAGCCGGAGGUUGGUGGACAUGGAGCCUCUUGAGCAUGAAGCACAGAGGAAUGCAGAUUUUGAAAGGGAAGAGGCAGUAAGCAGAGGAAGGCGGUCUCCAAGCAAAGCAGACUUCCUGUACAAAAAAUCUGCCCUCUGAAAACCACCUCCACUUCUUCUCUGUGCCUAAGAAUCAUGAUGUACCCAAUUAUUUGCAACCUUCCGCCUGACAUUGUUGGGCAGGUUCAUAAAUGCCAGCCGCUAAAAUCAGUUCCCCCCCCCACCCCUUUCUUUGUAUAUACUUGGCUUCCUUAGAAAUGGCAUGCUAUCAGUUUAUUUGGAAUGCUGCUUUGUGUGUUGAACAAAUUUUUGUUAAGCUUCUUUAAAAAAAUAUAUUUUAGCUGGUACCUUUUUAUAAAAAGGGGGGUAGCUGUUUGCACCUGUACAUUAAUUUUUGUACUAGUUAUGUUAAUUUUUUUGACUCAUUCUAAAGGACUCUGUUCAUAAUCUUCCUGCUUUUUUAUAUAUCUGUCUUUCAGCUCCCAGUUUUCUGUGUGCAUUAGGACGCACAUUAUUGAAAUGUAUUUUCUAAUAAUAUGGUGAGAAUGUCUGUCUUCAUUUUUGAAUGACUAUAGGAAUUCCAAAGAACAGCACAUCUAAGUAACUACGCUGGUUAGGUCUGAAACCUUCUUGGUUUACCACUCAUGCAAGAAUCCAGCCUAAUAUUUAUCUUUUGUUUACCGAGUCCAUGGCAGCUGGCCUUCCGUCUUUAUGUAGCAAGCCCUCACUAAUGCUUGCGGCUGGAAUUUUCUGUGGAAAGUGAGGAGUACAACUCCCCUUUAGGAUUUCGUGAAACCUUCCUUUCUUUUUUUAACCUCAAAAAGCACUUACUUAACUUCCUGUGGUUUAUUUAAACCACAAUAAAAAUAGUUAGAAUAUAUUAAGAACAGUUUGAAUCCUGCAGAUUUACGAUAUGUUAAUUUUUUCUUUUUGGUAAAGAUAUGCAGAGAUGGGAAGGUUCCAUACCAAGUGCAGAAAGCUGGGAGGGUUCAGCUUAACAUCUGAAAUAGAUGUUAAUUGCUUUGUCUCAUCAGAGGGCUGCCUCUCUAAAUAGAGGUGCUAAGAGGAAUGCUCACUGCCUUCUUUGCUCUGCCUCUACUUAAAAAACCAAGGGCUUCAGUCUUAGUGGUGGUGUUCAGCACGCCUUCACACAACUGCUUUCUUGGUGGACGGAAAUCAGAUUGAAGAGUCAACUGUUCUAGCCUCAUGAGCUAUAAGCAGUUUUAGCACUUAAAACCCUUCAUCCCCAGUCUCUUGAAUGUGCAUUGUUUGUUGUUGCUGAAGACACUGGGAACUCUGGUUUUAUAGACACAAAGUUGAGUCAUAGGGUUGAUAGGUAGAGAUGCUCAUUGACACCAACGAUGGCCAUCUCAGAAGUCAAGUAUACACCACCACUCUCUGUUGCAAAUACUAGAAAAGGUUCAGACACCACUGCUUGGAAACAAUUAACAAAGGCCUAAGUUGAUACCUUGGUCAAAUCUAGUGAAGCUCUUCCAUCACCUGAAGACCUCAGAAUAUUAACAAAAUGCUAAUUCUUAUCUUAAGACUGACACUAUUUUUGGAUACUUAACACAGUUUAAAUGUAAACUUUCACUGUUGAAUCACUCCUUUGUUGUGGGCUCUGAGAAAGGAGCUACAGCUCCUGCUGUUUUGUUCUCUCUUCCUGGCUUCUUUAGGGGAAGAAUUUUUUGUUGUUAUUGUUAAAACAAAUCUUGAGUUUUACUUUUGUUUGUGAAAGAGGGAGAGGCGUCUUGACAAAAAUUUUCAUGUUGCUUGGCAUUGUCAUUAUAUAGAGUAAAGCCUCUCAUACCACACUUUUCAAAACAUGAGUAUAUUCAGUGGGUGGCUGAACAAUACAGCACAAUUGCUGUUUUGGUGGGUUAAGUAUGUAACUCAGUGCCAUUUUGUCAUGCAAGACAAGUUUCCAUAGCCUUGCUGACAGGGUGCAUUUUAAAUCAAUUCACAGGGCUAUUCAUCAGUUGGUUCCGGUGCAAGACGAUGGCUGUGUGGACUGGCCUUUUCUAAAAAAACACAUCUAUUUUGGUCAGAAUAGUAUCCAUUGGAUUAUUCUCAGUAUGCCAUUUUGUCCAGUUUUUUUUAAGCUUUUUUCAGUUUGGUAAUAAUUACUGAGGCUGAAUUUGAUUUUGAUUUGGUUUACAGCUCUUUUUCUCUGUGUAUUCUCACACACAGACUUUUAACUCUCUUUUCCAAGGAAGUACUCACUGAAAUGACUGUGUCUGGAUUUUAGAUGUUCUGUUCAUUUCAUGUGAACUCAUUUUACACAUCCUUAACAUAAACCCAAAAUGCUUUAGCAUAUUGGUAGUAUAAUCUGGCAGGCUUCAUGUAUGAUAGGGUUUGAGGCCACAGCAUCUUAGAACUGAUAGCAUUGCCUGAGAUUAUUUGUGGGAUUUAGUUUACACUUGGUUUUUACUGUGGAGUAAUUUGCAUAAGAAUCUGUUUAAUACAUAUUGGCCCCCUGAAAACAAAACUGCAGUUUGUCAAGCACAUUAUAGGAGAGCACUGUAGGUGAAACCAAAUCUUGAAAAGGAGUGGAAUUUUGUGUGCUAGGGCCCUUAGAACAAUUGGGCCACUUAUACAAUCUAAAGUUGAAUUAAACUGGAAAAGGGGAUGCAGAAAUUCUUAAAGACACUUAUUCGAGGUUUUGUUUUUUCUGUCACAAAGAAUCGUUUGACAUUGUUCCUCCCAUGCUUCUGUAACCGCUGCAGUGCUCGUUUCCUCUGCCUCUAGCGCUGCUGUAUGCGUCUUUGAAAAAUCAUUGAUUUUGCGCACACAGAAGAGCUAGCAGGAAAGGAAGUGAGCACCACAGCAGAGGAAAGCCUCCAUGGCAGCUGGAGAGAAGUGCAAGAGAAACCAAGUCGUAGGAUCCAGAGCCUUACUGUGUUGGUAGCAUAUUCAUCCCCACUGCAGUCCUUUGGAUCACUAUCCACCCUGAGCCUGCUUGCGGGGAGGGCGGAAUAUAAAUACGAUAAAAUAAAAAAAUAAUAAAUAUACUUACUGCAUCUCCCAAGUAGCUGUGCGUGUUGGAUCUGAUUAAAGGAGUGUUGACAGGACUUCUGGAUAGCUCUUUUACCAGUGUGCAUGACAUAUUCCUAGUGUGCUUCUUUUCAAAAAGAACUUUACAUUGUCCUAUCUAUUUGUCAACAGAAUACAAAUAAAAGAUUUUGACCCACUGGAGCCAGGUUACAGCUGUUAAGGGCUUGAUUUGGCCCACGAAUAAAUUGAUCAGACAUGCCUAUUUGUGCCAUAAAUCGAUCUCUUUCAUAUUCUGCUGGCCAGAUGACUCCAUCGAACUACUUAUUCAGUCCCUUUGUCCUUCAAGGACACAUGAAACCAAAUUUCAAGUACUGAGUGUUGCAGUAAUCAACAGCAAUGCCAUGUGCUUGGCACUUUCCAUGCACAGAACAGUUUUAGCAGUUUAAAGAAAUAAUCUUUUGUUUGCAUGAAGCACUUUUGAGUAAAUGGCUGGAAAUUCCAAGUAUUUAGUAAAUGUACAGCUGUUGCUUUGAAAGUGAAAUAAUUUCUUACUGAACAAUUAGUAUAUAAAGAAAGUAUAAAAACUUCAACAAUCUUGGCUAAUUUUCCUUCAGAAUGCUGCAGAAUCUUGUCCAAAACUAAUCUGGCAUACAUACUUCUAGGGGAAAUGUCUUUGUUCUAUUCAAUGACCAAUAUCCUGAGAGCUAUGUUGCAUGAGUGCAUGUGUAUACAAAGCACUUGUCCACACAUGUGGCGUAUGUUGUGUGAUUGCUUCCAACCGCAUGGAUAGCUGUCACAACAGGUCCUGCUUGGAAGUGGCCCCUGAUCUGAGGUGAAGGAGCCGCUUUGAGAGGAAAUCCAAAAAAGCCUCCGUGCACAUAUGCCACACUGGAUCCUGGCCAACGCAUUUACAAAUAAAUCUAAGGAGAUUCUGUUAAGAGUUAUUUCUUAAAUUUUCCUCAUCUUGUAAGGUCACAGUAACUAUCUCAGUGACUGUUCAGUAGGUUUCAGGUUUUACUUCCUGUCUCUUCCUUAAUGUUAAUUGGCCCUUUCCUGUUUUUGUUCCCUCAUCUCUUAUGUAACUUAUUUUGAAAUGGGCUGCAGGUGGCACUGUUCCAACAAUGAUAUGUUUAUAGGGUGAAGUGUUAUGUGUGAAAUGCUGGGUGAAGCUGAAAAAGAAAAACUAAUUUGGUAUUUCUGUGCUUAUAUGUAUUCCCGGAAGGUGUUAAGUGUCCAUGAUGUUACAUUGUUCUUGUGCUGUUACUGGUAUAAAGUCAAGUGCCUUCAAUGCUAAAGGCUCAGAAAUUUUCUUAAACCAACUCCAUGUCCUAUGCAAGUGUUUUUUCUACAACCUGCAUAACCAGUACUUUGUAAAACUUGUUUACGCUUCAACUGUACAUACUGGUUUUUUAAGAAAAUAUAGUAUUUUUAUUUAGGUACCUCUAGAAUUGAAUUCUAGUCUUGUGUGAUGCAUUGUAAAACAAUACAUUUCUCUUUUGAGUACCAUUACAGUUGUAAAAAGGUUUUCACUGGUUCUAUUUUUCUACUGUUGCUGAGAAGCAUGUUAACACUGACUUUAUCCUACAUAUAGUUGGCAUUUCAAAUAAAUGGCUUGUCUAGAAAAA